This is a messenger RNA of Spea bombifrons (plains spadefoot toad), 2138 nucleotides long. RefSeq names its product X-prolyl aminopeptidase 1 (gene XPNPEP1). The transcript has 20 exons. The record is from RefSeq and is a predicted model, not a curated record. The coding region runs from base 127 to 1998 and encodes 623 amino acids. Lineage: Eukaryota; Metazoa; Chordata; Amphibia; Anura; Pelobatidae. Gene Ontology annotation, molecular function: metalloaminopeptidase activity.
CUUGGGUUCAAGGUUCAGCGCAAUGACUGAUAUGUUUAUGGAGAAAGAUUAAAGGGCAAAGCUCUCAUUGAACAGUCAACAUCUGAGGACAGCGAAGAAGACAGGGGCGUUGAGGAGGCAUUCAGAAUGGCCCCCAAAGUAACCACAGAACUUCUGCGUCAGCUGAGGCAGACCAUGCGCUCCUCCAGAAGCCUGCCGGACCCUAUCCAGGCCUACAUUAUACCCUCGGGGGACGCGCACCAGAGCGAGUACAUCGCGCCGUGCGACUGCAGACGGGAGUUCAUAUCUGGCUUUAACGGCUCUGCCGGAACGGCCAUCGUCACCGAACAGAACGCAGCUCUGUGGACAGACGGACGUUACUUCCUACAGGCCGCUCAGCAGAUAGACAGCAACUGGACGUUGAUGAAAAUGGGGCUGAAAGACACCCCGACUCAGGAGGACUGGCUGGUAAAUGUGCUUCCAGAGGGCUCACGGGUUGGAGUCGAUCCUUUUAUCAUACAGACAGAUCAAUGGAAGACCAUGUCGCUCGCCUUAAAGAAUGCCGGCCAUUCUCUGGUUCCCGUGCAAGAAAACCUCAUCGACGCCAUCUGGACAGACCGUCCGCCAAGACCUUGCCAGUCGCUGAUAACGCUGGGUCUCAAGUACACAGGCGUUUCAUGGAAAGAAAAGAUUGAAGCCCUCAGAGCCAGCAUGGCAGAGAGGAAGGCGUCCUGGAUCGUCCUGACCGCGUUGGAUGAAGUUGCAUGGCUCUUCAAUCUGAGAGGGUCAGACGUGGAGUACAAUCCCGUGUUCUUUGCUUACGCCAUCAUAGGAACAAAGUGCAUUAGGCUGUUUAUUAGUGGCGACCGUCUCGCUGACCCAGCGGUGAGGGGGCACCUUCUGCUCGACUCGUCUCCCCCCGAGGAAUUUAAAGUCCAGCUGGAGCCCUACGAGUCUGUGCUGCCAGCGCUGGAGAGCAUCUGUGCCGGCCUGGCCCCCAAAGAGAGAGUGUGGAUAAGCGACAAGGCCAGCUACGCGCUGACAGAGGCCAUCCCGAAGAAUCACAGGUCCCUCACCCAGUAUACCCCCAUAUGCCUGGCAAAGGCUGUGAAAAAUGCUUCGGAAAUUGAGGGUAUGAGACGGGCCCAUGUGAAGGACGCUGUUGCUCUCUGCGAAUUGUUUAACUGGCUGGAGAAGGAGAUUCCUAAAGGAUCGGUGACCGAAAUCUCAGCCGCCGACAAGGCCGAGGAGUUCCGCAGCCAACAAGAGGAUUUCGUUGAGCUCAGUUUUGCUACGAUAUCGAGCACCGGACCGAACGGAGCCAUCAUUCAUUACCAACCUGUUCCCGAGACGAACCGAACACUGUCUCUAAACGAGGUUUUCCUUUUGGAUUCCGGAGCCCAGUACAAGGACGGCACUACAGAUGUCACGAGAACGGUGCACUUCGGGAGCCCCACCGACUACGAGAAGGAGUGUUUCACGUUCGUGUUACGAGGACACAUCGCUGUGAGCUCGGCCGUGUUUCCCAAUGGAACUAAAGGGCAUCUCCUGGAUUCUUUUGCCCGCUCUGCGUUAUGGGAACACGGUCUGGACUAUCUGCAUGGAACCGGCCACGGCGUGGGUUCUUUCCUCAAUGUCCACGAAGGGCCGUGCGGCAUCAGCUACAAAACCUUUGCCGACGAGCCCCUGGAGGCCGGGAUGAUCCUUUCAGACGAGCCUGGAUACUACGAAGACGGAUCGUUUGGAAUAAGGAUUGAGAACCUGGUGCUGGUUAUUCCCGCUAAAACCAAGUACGACUUCAAGAACCGCGGGAGUCUGACUUUCGAGCCGAUUACCCUGGUUCCCAUACAGACGAAAAUGAUCAAUAUCGAAAUGCUGACUCAGAAAGAGGUCGACUGGGUGAACGAGUAUCACAAGCAGUGCAGAAACAUCGUGGGGGCCGAGCUGGAAAAACAGGGACGCCAGGAAGCCCUCCAAUGGCUGAUAAGGGAGACCGUCCCCAUCAGCAAAGUGCAUUAGUGUUUUUUAAUGUUUUGUACCCAUUUUUCCACUGACACGGUAUGCAGUUGCUCCCCGGCAUUGAGGGGUUAAUGCUGAAGGGUAAAUCUCAGUGUCUAUCAUCAGAUUAGCAAAUCUAAUAAAAUCUGCCAUUCGAACAG